AUGAAUGAGAAGAAAGAAAUCAGCAGGGCAGAGGACAACCUGGAUAAGAGGAGCAAAGCACAAGGGGAACACAAAUGGAGAGGGGAUCCUGAGAGCCCUGAGCUGUCGAAGGAGGGAGACAUUAUUUUGGGGGGAAUCUUCUCUUUCCACACCAGCUUGAUAAACAGGCAGAAUACCUACAAAGAAAAGCCCCUGCCACUCCAAUGCAACAGUUUGAAUUUCAGAGAGUUCCAGUGUGCUCAAGCUAUGUUUUUUGCCAUUGAAGAGAUUAAUAACAGUUCAGACCUGCUUCCGGGUAUCUCUCUGGGAUAUAAAAUCUAUGAUACCUGUGACUCCAUAGCCAGAAGCGUUAGAGUUGCACUUGCUUUGACCAAUGGGAAUGAUAUCACAUCUUUAACAUCUGAAGCACCAUGUACCAGACCUGCGCAAGUGCAGGCCAUAAUGGGAGAAACCUCCUCCUCUCCUAGCACAGCAAUAGCUACUGUCAUUGGACCAUUUCAUAUCCCUCUGAUCAGCCACUUCUCCACAUGUGCUUGUCUCAGUGAUAAGACCAAAUGUCCAUCAUUUCUUAAAACAAUACCCAGUGACUACUACCGGAGCAGAGGCCUGGCCAUAGUCAAGCACUUUGGUUGGACCUGGGUUGGAGCUGUUAGAACCAAUGAUGAUUAUGGUAAUAAUGGCAUGCCUACAUUCACAGAAACCGCCCAGCAGCUGGGCAUCUGUCUGGAAUAUUCUGUAGCUUUCUUUAGAACAGAUCCAUUAGAAAAAAUACUGAAGAUUAUUGACAUUAUCAAGGCUUCCACUUCAAAAGUCAUUGUUGCUUUUCUCUCAUAUAUGGAUAUGGAUGUGCUUAUACAUGAGUUUUCCCAACACAAUAUGACUGGGUACCAGUGGGUAGGCAGUGAAUCCUGGAUCUUUGAUUCUCAAAUUGCAGCAGUGGAGAAGAAUCAUGUCCUGGAUGGAGCUAUAGGCCUUUCCAUCCCAAAAGCACAUGUCAGUGGACUGAGAGAGUUCAUGUUUGACGUGAAGCCGCUUGUGGGGGCGGGGGGGGACGGUCUGGUGGUGGUGGGCCGUGGAAGUUUGCAGAUGACCCAGCCAUCGUGGGUUUGUGUUGAGUAUUCUGAGGCCAUUUCAAGGACUGGUUCCAGGGAACAGGUUGAGAGGGUGGUCAACGUGAUCUGUAAAGGCACAGCAACAGUUUUAGUUGCUUUUCUUGCUUAUGAUGAAAUGGAUGUUCUGCUUGAAGAAGCUCUGAGGCAGAAUCUGACUGGGCUGCAAUGGGUGGGUAGUGAAUCCUGGAUUACAUCAGGACAUCUGGCCAAAACAAAGUAUUCUGACAAACUGACAGGGUCUCUGGGCUUUGCCAUCAGAAAAGCCAAAAUUACAGGUUUGCGAGAAUUUCUUUUACAGGUUAACCCGAAUCAGGAACCUCAGAACAACCUGCUCAGAGAGUUCUGGGAAGUAACAUUUGGCUGCAGCUUCCAGUCAAGUCUGGACAACAUAAAGCAAUGCUCUGGCUCUGAGAGACUGCAGGACAUAAACAAUCCCUUCACAGAUGUAUCAGAACUAAGAAUAUCUAACAAUGUGUAUAAGGCUGUGUAUGCUGUAGCUCAUGCUAUACAUAGCAUGGUCAAAUGUGGUGAGGCAGUCAAUCAGUCAUGUAAUGUGAAGGAUCUUUUAGAGCCAAAGCAGGUUGUGAAACACCUCCAGGAUGUGAAUUUUACAAUUCGUUCAGGAGAGAGAGUGCAUUUUGAUGGAAAAGGAGACCCUGCAGCAGCUUAUGAGCUGGUGAACUGGCAGAGAACCCCGCAGGGUGAUACUAUGUUUGUGGCUAUAGGGAGCUAUGAUGCUUCACUACCAAAUAGAAAACAGUUAACCAUGAAUGGUGUUAACAUAACAUGGGCUGCAGAUUCUCCACAGAGGCCACUAUCUGUCUGCAGUGAGAGUUGUCGGGCAGGUUUCAGACAGGCUAUGAUUAUAGGCAAACCUCUCUGCUGUUUCUCCUGUGUUGUCUGUACAGCUGGGGAGAUCAGCAACUCCAGCAAUUCUGCAGAGUGUUCACGGUGUCUGCUUGAGUUCUGGUCAAAUGAAGAUCACAGCAAGUGUGUUCCAAAGGUGAUGGAGUUCCUGUCUUAUGGAGAAACCAUGGGGGCCCUCCUUGCUGCUUUCUCCCUAUUUGGAGCUACCUUAACACUGGUGGUCUUUUGUAUCUUCCUUCAGUUCCGUCACUGCUUUUCUGCAUAUUUGCUCCUAAAUGUUAUAUUUUACUACUGA
Molecule: messenger RNA, 2274 nt
Organism: Melanotaenia boesemani (Boeseman's rainbowfish)
Lineage: Eukaryota; Metazoa; Chordata; Actinopteri; Atheriniformes; Melanotaeniidae
Product: extracellular calcium-sensing receptor-like
Biological process (GO): G protein-coupled receptor signaling pathway
Cellular component (GO): membrane
Molecular function (GO): G protein-coupled receptor activity
Source: RefSeq, a predicted model, not a curated record